CCCCCCGGUGUUUUCCAGACGCCGCGAGCGGAGGGAGCGGAGCGGGAGGAGAGCCUCCCCCACCAUGGCGAUCCGCCCCACUCCGGCCUUCCUCCUGCUCCUCCUCCUCCCCUUGGCCGACGCCGAGGACCUCGUUGUCCCCACGGCGUCGGGGCCGGUGCGCGGCACCCACGUCCCGGUGGGCGCUGAGGCGGUGGUGGCGGCUUUCUUGGGGAUCCCCUACGCCGAACCCCCCGUGGGGCGUCUCCGUUUCCGACCUCCUCAGCCGGCGAGACCUUGGCAAAGCGUCUUAGAUGCCUCCAGCCAUCGGCACGCGUGUUACCAGGCCGUGGACACCAUGUUCCCCGGUUUCGGGGGGUCCGAGAUGUGGAACCCCAACCGGGAGAUGAGCGAAGAUUGCCUCUACCUCAACGUUUGGGUCCCAUCUCCUCGGCCGCCAACGGCCGUCCCCGUUUUGGUUUGGAUUUACGGCGGAGGCUUCUACAGCGGCGCCGCUUCGUUGGACGUCUACGACGGCCGUUACCUCGCCGACGCCGAAGGCGUGGUGGUGGUCUCCAUGAAUUACCGCGUGGGCGCUUUGGGUUUCUUGGCGUUGCCGGGGCACCCGGAAGCACCGGGUAACGUCGGGUUGAUGGAUCAACGUUUGGCCUUGAGGUGGGUCCAAACCAACAUCGCGGCUUUCGGCGGAGACUCCGGUGCCGUCACCAUCUUCGGCGAAAGCGCCGGCGCCGCUUCCGUCGGUUUGCACUUGUUGUCCUCCGCCAGCCGAAGCCUCUUCCACCGCGCCGUCCUCCAAAGCGGAUCCCCCAACGGCCCCUGGGCCACCGUGGGCGCCGCCGAGGGCCGGCGGCGAGCGGCCACUUUGGCCAAACUGGUCGGAUGCGGCGGCGGCGGCGGUGGGAACGUCCUCAACGAGACGGAGCUGUUGGGUUGUCUCCGGGCCAAAUCGCCGCCGGAGUUGGUGGAACAGGAGGCCUCGGUCUUGCCCCAACAAGGGGUUUUCCGCUUCGCCUUCGUGCCGGUGGUGGACGGAGACUUCUUGGUGGACACUCCCGAAGCGUUGUUGGCGGUGGGAGGUGGCGCCGAAGCAGAGGUUCUUCUCGGAGCCGUCCAAGAUGAAGGCACCUACUUUCUGGUCUACGGAGUGCCGGGUUUCGGCAAAGAUAACGAGAGCUUAAUCAGCCGCGAGGAGUUCUUGGGUGGGGUGAGGUUGGGCGUCCCUCAAGCCAACGAGUUGGCGGCCGAGGCCGUGGUCCUGCAGUACACGGAUUGGUUGGAUCAGGACAAUCCGGUGAAGAACCGCGAGGCGUUGGACGACAUCGUCGGCGACCACAACGUGGUUUGUCCCCUCAUGCACUUCGCCCAACGCUGGGCGGAACGAGGAGGGAAGGUCUACGCGUACCUCUUCGACCAUCGGGCGUCGAACCUCCUGUGGCCGCCGUGGAUGGGGGUUCCUCACGGCUAUGAGAUCGAGUUCGUCUUCGGGCAACCGCUCAACCCCACUCUCAACUACACGGCCGAGGAGGAGCAGCUGAGCCGCAGGAUCAUGCGCUACUGGGGCAACUUCGCCCGCACCGGGGACCCCAAUGAGCCGUGGGAGCGGGAGCGGCGAUGGCCGCCGUACACGGCCACCGAGCAGCGCUACGCCCGCCUCAACGCCCGUCCCCUGGCGGUGGCCCAGGGCCUCCGCGCCCAACCCUGCGCCUUCUGGACGCGCUUCCUGCCCAAACUGCUCAACGUCACCGGUGGUCCGGGGGCGCUGGAGGACGCCGAGCGGCAGUGGCGGUUGGAGUUCCAUCGCUGGAGCUCCUACAUGGGCCGAUGGCGCAGCCACUUCGAGCACUACAGCCGCCAGGAGCGCUGCCGCCCGCUCUGAGCACCCCAAAACCUGCCCGGGGCGCCCCAAAACCGACCUGGGCACCCCAAAACCGACCCGGGCACCCCAAAACCCGCUCUGAGCACCCCAAAACCUGCCCGGGGCGCCCCAAAACCCACUGGGCACCCCAAAACCGACCCGGGCA
Messenger RNA from Cuculus canorus (common cuckoo), 2021 nucleotides. It is a transcript of the gene ACHE, whose product is annotated as acetylcholinesterase (Cartwright blood group). NCBI's taxonomy places the organism in Eukaryota, Metazoa, Chordata, Aves, Cuculiformes, Cuculidae. The record is from RefSeq and is a predicted model, not a curated record. Gene Ontology annotation, cellular component: plasma membrane. The transcript has 4 exons. Gene Ontology annotation, molecular function: acetylcholinesterase activity. Gene Ontology annotation, biological process: acetylcholine catabolic process; choline metabolic process. Bases 65 to 1876 code for a protein of 603 amino acids.